This is a messenger RNA of Penicilliopsis zonata CBS 506.65, 591 nucleotides long. RefSeq lists its product as hypothetical. The record is from RefSeq and is a predicted model, not a curated record. Lineage: Eukaryota; Fungi; Ascomycota; Eurotiomycetes; Eurotiales; Aspergillaceae. The transcript has 2 exons. Bases 1 to 591 code for a protein of 196 amino acids.
AUGAGAGUUGGAUACUAUCCAUUGACCGGGUCGACGGGCACCCUCGAUGUAUUGGCUCGAGAUGCGCGCAUCCAACGAGUCCACUGUCUGAACCGGCGAGAAGACAGCCACAGAGUCCAGCAAGGGCAGAGCAAGAAGCAUCAUCUAGACACGCCGAUGCACAAGAUUAGAUUCUGGAAGAUUGGUCGCGCCCAGAAGCAGUUCGGUCUGCAGCCAGAGGCGUUUGAAACGCUGCAACAGACCGUAACAGUAGUCAUCGACAACGCGUGUCUGGUCAAUUUCAUUCUCUCUGUGGCCUCAUCCCGCCCUCAUCUAGAGGGGGUGGUGAACCUGGUGGAUUUCUGCGCUGGAGCCAGUUCCUCGCCUCAUAUUCUUUGUCUCCUUCAUCAGCGCCGCGAUGACCAGGGGGGAGACAAAGAGCUGUCGCUGGUGCUGGCCAGCAACCCGGCGGGCAAACCGCUGACAUUCUUUGAUGAGCCUGUGGCGGACAAAGAGCAGCUGAAUGCGCUUGACACGAGCCAGACACUCAGGGCAGUCGAAGGGGUCAAGAAGGAGUGGAUGGAGAAAUGGGUUGAUGAGUGGCUGCUGUAG